CGGGCAGGGCAGUGCGGCGGCGGGCGGCGCGCAGCGCGGAGCGGCGGAAGCGCUUGCGGCGCCGGGACCCUCUGUGCGUGGCGCUGCUUGAGAGGCGGGGGCGAGGGGCCGCUGCCUGCCGGCCAUGUCGGGCCGGGGGAAGUCCGGCGGAAAGGCGCGGGCCAAGGCCAAGUCGCGCUCGUCGCGGGCCGGGCUGCAGUUUCCCGUGGGGCGGGUGCACCGGCUGCUGCGGAAGGGUAACUACGCGGAGCGGGUGGGCGCCGGGGCGCCGGUGUACCUGGCGGCCGUGCUGGAGUACCUAUCGGCUGAGAUCCUGGAGCUGGCGGGUAACGCGGCCCGCGACAACAAGAAGACGCGCAUCAUCCCGCGGCACCUGCAGCUCGCCAUCCGCAACGACGAGGAGCUCAACAAGCUGCUGGGCGGCGUGACCAUCGCCCAGGGCGGCGUCCUGCCCAACAUCCAGGCCGUGCUGCUGCCCAAGAAGACGCAGAGCUCCAAGAAGUGAGCGCUGCCCCCCGUCCCCCUGCCCCCAGCUCCCUUCUCACCCCUGCCUCACCACUCCUCCCGGUGGGGCUGCGUUCCCCAUCCUGCCCCUCAGCCCUGGUCGGGUGGUGAGCCCUGGCAGCACCCCACCAGCCCUUCACUAGCUCCUCUGGCCUGGGCCGUGGCAGGGUGCUGGGUGAGCAUGAGUGAGGUCAGGCCCUGCUUGUGUCCCCACUCUGCCUCUCUUCCCUCUGGAAGAAGUGGGUUUGGAGGUGGCAGCUGGAUCACAGUUGUUGGCAGUGGUGGCAUCUGGAGCCGUGCGGUUGGGUCACGGUGCAGAGCUGCUGGUAGCUGCUGAGGAUUGUUGUAGCUGGCAAAGGGAUGGACGCAGGCACCCCCGGCUGCCUCUCCCCUCUGCCAGCCCUGGGACUGUGCAGGGCCCCCCCGGCUGGCCCUGCUCGCCCCGGUGUGUACUCGCUGCUGCCGUGCCCCCGCCUCCAUCCUCAGCAAUGCCAUCCUGGCCGCACUGCAGCUGCGAGGGCAGGGGGCUGGAAAACGUGAAGAGGAGAAAAAGUUUCUCCAUUGGCAAGAAGUGGCUGUUAGUCUUAGUUUUGUUCAUGGUAAAGCUAGUGCAUUGCCUACUGUAAAGAAGCUUUAGUCCUAUUUAUUUUAAGGUCUCUAUUUUUGGGUACAUCCCUGUAAAGUCACCUCCUUGCAGCUCCCUGGCUCGGUGGGUGCUGGGGUACUCGGUGUUCCCACAAGCCGUGGGUCCCGGUAGCAGGGUGGGGUGGAGGCUGCGGUGACAAAUCCCCUCGGAGAGCGUCGCAAGGUCAGGCGCCCGCCGGGAGCGGGAGCUGCCAUCUUCUGCCAUGGCUCCCCUCCUCUCCCAGCUGCAGAAGCCCUUCAUCUCGCUGAGAGCUACCCUGUACCCUGGUUGCACUUCUGGAAAUUACAUACUCUGUCUCGUUUUUGUUGUUGUUUGUUCAGCACUAUUUCUGGCUCUGAGAAAUAAAGUGAUGAUAUCUGUUAACUGUAA
Messenger RNA from Serinus canaria (Common canary), 1519 nucleotides. Its product is annotated as histone H2A type 2-B. Gene Ontology annotation, cellular component: nucleosome. Bases 125 to 505 code for a protein of 126 amino acids. Gene Ontology annotation, molecular function: structural constituent of chromatin; protein heterodimerization activity; DNA binding. Lineage: Eukaryota; Metazoa; Chordata; Aves; Passeriformes; Fringillidae. The record is from RefSeq and is a predicted model, not a curated record. The transcript is spliced from 2 exons.